Molecule: messenger RNA, 1443 nt
Organism: Eimeria acervulina
Lineage: Eukaryota; Apicomplexa; Conoidasida; Eucoccidiorida; Eimeriidae
Exons: 1
Coding region: 1-1443 (480 amino acids)
Source: RefSeq, a predicted model, not a curated record
AUGCUGCCCACUGCCUUGUAUGACAAGGAGCAGCCUGGAGGACAGCAAAAUGGCACGACGCCAAAACUUCCGCCUCCACAUAUACAAAAGAAAGAAGCAGAGGAACUUUCAAUAAUCUUAACUCAAGAUGCUCGUCAGGACGGUUGGUCCCGCCCGCAGCCGCAGAAUCCGCCACUCCUGCUCACACUCGCAGCGAUUAUUUCCAUUGCAACCUUUUUAACUGUGGUAACCUUAUGCCUUGCAUGGCAUAAAGGAAAACAUGUUUCAGGUAUUACACGUCGUAGGCUAUCUGAACAGGGGGACAAUGUGGACGAAGAGCAGUCCAUCUUAGAAGCCUGCGUGGACAUGGAGGUCGAAAUGGGGUUUAUGGGGCAAGGAGCGACCUCCCAGUGGCCCACAGGCCCGACACAUGGGGUAGAAGGAAUAGCUUCGAUGUUAGAGGCAGCUGCCAAUGAGUUUGAAGAACUGCAGUGGGCCUUUCCGCCAUGGGCAGGAGCUGCCGACCCCCAUUCUACCUUGGACUUAGUCCAAGAAUACAUAGAGCAGCAACAGAUGGGAUUUCAAAGUGCAUUUCAGACAUUUGAUAAUGAUGCAGCAAGUGGGCUCACAGCUCAGCCGUCUGCACCUCUUCCGUUUCAUGAUCCUUUGGACGAAGCCGGAGCUUCUUUAGAUCCACAGGCGUGGUUAGGUGAAAUCCCACCGAUAACAAGCGGGCCUGAUUAUCAACAGAAUACCGAGCUGGCGCCUUCAGUUACUGCCGAGCCGGAUGAUGAAGGUCCGUCAACUUCAAUUUUGACACAGCUACUGCUUCGUGGCCCCAACCACGGGCCACCGGAUAUUAGGGAACACCCGCAUGUGCGGGUCCCAGUUCUGGAGGAAGGUGUAGUUCCUAGAAGUUUCGACGCAACGAAUCUCUUUCAGUCCAAGCGAAAGAAAACGCAAACUUAUCCUUACCUGCUCUAUUUGAGACAGUUGUAUACACAGACAACACUCAACCAGGAGGACGUGGACACGCUCGUAACUGCGUUGGAAGGCUUGGCAGGAGCAGCAUGGUGGCAGGCGAAGAAAACCCCCCGGAUAAAUCGGCCGGUGGUUGCUGCCGAAGCCUUUGGGAACUAUAUGUUGGUUUUUGACGCGAUUGUGAGUGCAAGUCAAAUUUUGGGGGACGCAAUGAAUCUUUCCUUGUGGUGGGAGCAAUUCAUAAGUGGCUUCAUCGAAUUUCCGCCUUUCCCACCCGUUAGCCAACGAUCUGGGGGGAUUUACAGGAAGCUGGCAACUCUCUUAGCUGAUGCGAUGACUGUCUACAAAAAAGGAUGUCGCCCACCACUUGAAGACGUAAUUAAGCUGAAAACUAUGAUUUUUCGACUUCCAGAUGCCCCUGGGGAUUUCAAGGGACGGCGAUGGGAUCCUUGGCGUGAGGAUGCAGCGGGUUCUAGGAAAUGA